Colletotrichum acutatum is the source of this 1167-nucleotide messenger RNA. RefSeq lists its product as uncharacterized. Lineage: Eukaryota; Fungi; Ascomycota; Sordariomycetes; Glomerellales; Glomerellaceae. The transcript is spliced from 3 exons. Bases 1 to 1167 code for a protein of 388 amino acids. The record is from RefSeq and is a predicted model, not a curated record.
AUGGCUCCUUCUCUCAAAGGCGACGACACCGUCAGUGUCGUCGAGUCGUUGGAGACCAAGUCCUCCAUGUCAGGAAGCGAUGUUUCCACAAAAUCCCCGCCCAAGCCUCUCCCAAUCGUAAUGAUCGCCGUCAUGUUUCUCAUGAUCGUCGCGUCCGGGGGAGGUCUUUGCCUUUCGGCUCUUCAGUUUCGGCCCUCAAAGACUGGCGAGCGUGACUGUCUCAGUCAGAGCUUCAUCCUGUUUGGUUCGAUGAUCUCCCCCAUGUACGUGGUGCUACACAUCAUCGUAUCCUUCCGCAACUAUCAGGUUGUCAAGAGGCAGUCACUGCAAUCACCUUUGGUGUCAUGGGCUGUCAUUGUUGCCCGCUUGGGUCUCUUGCUCUGGAUUCCGGCCGUGAUUCUCUCGUCGGUGGCUCUGUCGCAUUACCCUGGCUUCGUAACACAAAGCCCAAUUACUGAGCUGAACUUCUCAGUAUCCGUCAUCGGAAUCAUUUGCAGCAUUGUCGUUAUUCUUGUUCUAGAGAUUGCAUCGCACCCAUUCGAGCUGCCUUGCUUCAGACGGCGGAACACGGUCACUUGUCUAGUCAGCGCCUUCGAAAAGGAUCUCAAGGACGAGGAAGCCAAGCCUUCAAGCCGGCCAAACAGCCGUCCUGCGACCCCUCCGGCCUACUAUUACUUCCCCGCCAACCACCGACACACGAUCCCGGCCCCAGCAAGAGCCAAACUCGUCCGCAAAGCCAGCUACCCCAAGCGCCGGGAGCAAAUCCCCCCCGUCCCGCCCAUCCCGUACCCGCACCCGGACUCCCUCGGCAUCAUGCUCCCCAUCGCAGAGCCGCUGCCUCCUCUUCCCGAGUUGGAACAGACCUCCGUCGCGCCGGCCAUCAAGAUCACCCCCGCCAACGCGCCCGAAUGUCUCUGCCCUGGGAAUGGUAAGCUCGCCCCGCCGGCGAACAAGGACAAGCCGUGUCCCCCUCCCCCCGGAACGGCGUGGGCUAAGGAUUGGGAGCAGCUAGCCGUUGAUACAGGCGUGCGACGAAACGGGUCAUUGAGCGACUAUGGGUCGACCGUCGAGACGGAUACGCUCGAUGGGAGGUUCGAUACCCGUGGAGUCGCGCUGAAGCCGCCUCUGCCUUCGAUCAUCGUCACGCAUAGUCCAGAGCAAGUCUAA